This is a messenger RNA of Xenopus tropicalis (tropical clawed frog), 1055 nucleotides long. RefSeq names its product major histocompatibility complex, class 1, UB alpha chain, subfamily 14 (gene mhc1-uba14). The coding region runs from base 51 to 1055 and encodes 334 amino acids. Gene Ontology annotation, cellular component: plasma membrane. The record is from RefSeq and is a predicted model, not a curated record. The transcript is spliced from 6 exons. NCBI's taxonomy places the organism in Eukaryota, Metazoa, Chordata, Amphibia, Anura, Pipidae.
GAUAAAGAGGAGACAAUGGGCUGAAUGGGGCUGUGUAACUGCCGUGUGUAAUGGAUCCCAAGAGAAUGGUUUGGCUCGUGUGUCUCAUCCUCAGCCUCGGCAUCUCACCCGUUUAUUGUGGCAAGCACGUCCUAGAGUAUUACAUGACAAUGACAUCGGCUCCUAUCCCUGGAAUAUCGACUUUCUCAAUUACCGCCCACGUGGAUGGCGUGCAGCAUGGCAGGUACACCAGUGAGACUGGCCGCGCCGAGCCCCUCAUUCCCUCCCUUAGUAUGCUGACUGAGCACCUCGACAUGCAGACCCACUUUGCCCGACACUGGAAGAUUUACCAAGACAAGAAGAUGGCAUUCCUGAUGCAGUUCCUAAACAGGACAGCUGGGGAGGGUAACCACCAUGUUCACGUGUACCAGAGAAAAUAUAUCUGUGAGCUGCAAGACAGCGGCAAAGUUCUGGGCUAUCACGCAUUUGUAUUCAAUGGGAAGGAGGUGAUAGCGUUUGAUAGGGAGCGAGAGGUGUUUGUGCCGAUAAUGCCAGAAGCCGAACUCUUGAUACCAAGUUGGAAUAAGUAUCUGGAUGACGUCAAGCACCAUAAGGCCUACCUGAAAAAUGUCUGUAUUGAACACCUGAAGUUGUACCUCUCCUACAUGUUACCCGAAUUGGACAGAAAAGUUCCCCCCAAAGUGAAAACCUCAAUCUCAAGAUCAGACAGCGGCAAACGACUGUGCUGCCAUGUGUAUGGGUUCUACCCCAAAAAAGUUCACAUAAAGGUGAUGAAGAAUGGAACGGAGGAGGUUUCCCCAGAGGAAUUCAAACAUAUCCUGCCAAACCCUGAUGGCACCUAUCAGAUCAGAGUCAGUGUGGGGGUAACACCAGAGGGGGGCGCCACUUACUCCUGCCAUGUGGAUCACAGCAGUCUGAAUAGUACAAUGGUUAUACCUUUUGCAGAACCAAGGGAGAGCUUCUAUACCAUCAUUUCUUUGGGCGCUGCUGUUGUUGUCGCCCUCGUUGUCCUGGGAGUAUUUAUUUGUAGAAAGAAAAAAGGGUUUGGGUGGUAA